Messenger RNA from Parus major (Great Tit), 1066 nucleotides. RefSeq names its product mitochondrial carrier 2 (gene MTCH2). The record is from RefSeq and is a predicted model, not a curated record. NCBI's taxonomy places the organism in Eukaryota, Metazoa, Chordata, Aves, Passeriformes, Paridae. The coding region runs from base 55 to 951 and encodes 298 amino acids. Gene Ontology annotation, biological process: positive regulation of apoptotic process. The transcript is spliced from 13 exons. Gene Ontology annotation, cellular component: mitochondrion; membrane.
AAGCGGCGGCAGCCGGGGCCGUGUCCUUCUGUGCCGUGACGCCGGGGCGGCACCAUGGUGGACACGGCUUCGCAGGUGCUGCUGGGCUCGGGGCUCACCGUGCUCUCGCAGCCGCUUAUGUACGUGAAGGUGCUGGUACAGGUGGGCUACGAGCCGCUGCCGCCCACCCUGGGGAGGAACAUCUUCGGCCGCCAGGUAUACCAGCUGCCCGGCCUCUUCUCUUACGCCAAGCACAUCGUAAAGGUGGACGGGAGAGCGGGACUCUUCAAAGGCCUCGCCCCCCGCCUCUGCUCCAGCGCCAUCGGCACCGUGGUGCACAGCAAAGUGCUGCAGCGGUACCAGGAGGCUGAGCAGUCUGAGCCUGGAGUCAGCAAGAAGGUGUUCUCACUGGAGCAUGUGCUCAAGCAGACCUCCCAGGAGAUGGUCGCCCGCUCCGCCGCCACCCUCAUCACCCACCCUUUCCACGUGAUCACCCUACGCUGCAUGGUGCAGUUCAUCGGCCGUGAGACCAAGUACAGUGGGACACUAAGCGCCUUCACCACAAUCUACCAGGAAGAGGGAAUCCUGGGAUUCUUCGCCGGCCUCAUCCCGCGGCUCCUCGGGGACAUCCUCUCCCUGUGGCUGUGCAACAUGCUGGCCUACCUCAUCAACACAUACGCGCUGGAGAGCGGGGUCUCCACCAUGGCCGAGGUGAAUAGCUACUCCCACGCGGUCACUGGGUUCUUUGCUAGCAUGCUGACCUACCCCUUCGUCCUGGUCUCCAACCUGAUGGCUGUGAACAACUGCGGGUUGGCUGGGGGUCUCCUUCCUUAUGCACCCACCUACUCCUCCUGGCUGGAUUGCUGGAGCCAGCUGCACAGGGAGGGCAACAUGAGCCGAGGGAACAGCCUGUUCUUCCGCAAGGUUCCAGCAGGGAAGCGAUACGUGUGGGAGGAGCGGAGGUUCCGCUGAUUCCGGAGAUGGGAGUGGGAUUGUGGAGCCAAUGCUGGGCUCUGGAAGCAAAGAAUCAUGGAGAGUGAUGAUUUCUAUACAGUUUUUUAAAAAUCAUUUCCUGCUGAGAGCUGAA